AUGUCUGCUUCUAUUCAAUUUAACUCUGAAAAAUCCGUAAAGAAGGAUAACACUCUUUACACUAAGUUCACUUAUGAAAACUCUAUUGUUGAGACAAGUGAAGCUGGUGCCUUCUCUGUUACUCCAACUGCAAUUGACUAUCAAUUCAAAGUUGAUUUAACUACUCCAAAGACUGGUUUAAUGUUGGUAGGUUUAGGAGGUAAUAACGGUACUACUUUGGUCGGUUCAGUCUUGGCAAACAAGCAUAACAUUUCUUUUGAAACUAAAGAAGGUGUUAUCAAGCCAAACUAUUACGGUUCAGUUACCCAAUCUUCUACUAUAAAAUUAGGUGUGGAUCAAGGUGGUAACGACGUAUACGCUCCCUUCAACUCUAUUUUACCAUUUGUUAGUCCUAACGAUUUCGUCGUAGGCGGGUGGGAUAUCAGUAAUGCAAACUUGGCUGAAUCUAUGAAGAGAUCUCAAGUUUUGGAUGUUACAUUGCAAAAGCAAUUGUACCCAUACAUUGAACAAAUCACCCCAUUACCAUCAGUUUACUACCCAGAUUUCAUUGCAUUAAACCAAAAGGAAAGAGCCAACAACGUUUCUAACUUGAAAGAUGGUGAAGUUUUCACUGGUGACAAGUGGGCCGAUGUUGAAAAGGUGAGAAAGGAUAUCCGUGACUUUAAAGAAAAGAACAGCUUAGAUAAAGUUAUUGUGUUAUGGACCGCAAACACCGAAAGAUUCUCUGAAUUGAUUCCUGGUGUCAACGAUACUGCUGAUAACUUAUUGGAAGCUAUCAAGUCUAACCAUGCUGAAGUUUCUCCAUCCACCGUCUUCGCAGUUGCAUGUAUUUUAGAUCAAAUCCCGUACAUCAAUGGGUCACCGCAAAACACCUUUGUCCCAGGUGCUAUUGAAUUAGCUGAAAAGCACAAGACCUUUAUCGGUGGUGAUGAUUUCAAGUCGGGACAAACGAAGUUGAAAUCAGUCUUAGCUCAAUUCCUCGUGGAUGCAGGUAUCAGACCAGUUUCCAUCGCUUCCUACAACCAUUUAGGUAACAAUGACGGAUAUAACUUGUCAUCUCCAUUACAAUUCAGAUCUAAGGAAAUUUCCAAGCAAUCCGUUGUCGAUGACAUAAUCGAAAGUAAUCAAAUCUUGUAUAAUAAGGAAAAGGGUGACAAGAUCGAUCACUGUAUUGUUAUUAAGUAUUUACCAGCUGUUGGAGACUCCAAGGUUGCCAUGGAUGAAUACUACUCAGAAUUAAUGUUGGGUGGACAUAAUAAGAUUUCUAUUCACAACGUUUGUGAAGAUUCAUUAUUAGCUACACCAUUAAUUAUUGAUUUAGUUGUUAUGACCGAAUUCUUAUCCAGAGUUUCUUACAAGAAGGCUUCUGAAUCUGACGAUAAGUACGAAGACUUCUACGCCGUUUUGUCAUUAUUGAGUUACUGGUUAAAGGCUCCAUUAUCUAGACCAGGAUUCAAGCCAAUCAAUGGUUUAAACAAGCAAAGAUUGGCAAUUGAAAACUUGUUGAGAUUAUUGGUAGGAUUACCAGUUAACAACGAUUUAAGAUUUGAAGAGAGAUUGGCUUAG
Messenger RNA from Dujonia railenensis, 1566 nucleotides. Lineage: Eukaryota; Fungi; Ascomycota; Pichiomycetes; Serinales; Debaryomycetaceae. The record is from the annotation of a GenBank genome assembly.